AUGCCAGUUGUAUCUAGAUCUAAAUCAAGAAGGUCCAAGUCCUCCAACAAUAUUGGUACAGAGAAUAGUGGAAAUCAAAGUACUGGUCAUCAUCAUACAUCAUUCUUUAGUCAUAUAUUCGAUAGUUUAUUCCACGCGAUCAAAUCAUCCAAUCGCCAUUCAUCUUCAACAGACAAGUGCAACCAAGCCAAUCAAUCACCAAACGCCAACAACACUAUCCGUCAACAACGACCAAAGUACCAAUCAAGAAUGAGCAAGCUUAUGUUAGUCAACCACAACAAUCACAACAACUCAACCAAUAGCAAUGGAAAGUCUCGCAAGUUUGAGGGCGUGUUCCCUCUGACCAACCUGCCCGAAGAGUUGAUCAUCCGCAUUUCACAGAGCUUCAACUUGGACAUGAUCUAUAACCUUAGUCUGGUGUCUCGCGACAUGUACCGUCUGGUGCAGGAUGUCGGUCUUUGGAAGUUCAAUGUCGAGAAGCAAUGGAUGCCACAAGCCAACAAGAUGUCCCUGCUGGCGCAGGAGGGUCUGACAGAUUUCUCCUGGAAGAAUUAUUAUCAUCUUAGAGAGAUCACAUCCGGCAAGGGAGUUGUCUCGGCAAUAUCCCUUCGCAUUAAGGGUCCUGGCCCAUCAGCAAGAUAUCAACACACUGGAACAGUUGUUGGAUCAUCGAUUUAUUAUAUUGGAGGCCAAGAGACUCAGCUGAGACGUUUCAGCGAUAUAUUCCGUUACGACACAGAGACACAUAGAUUCCACAGAGUUCACGUCAAUGGAGGCAAGGUACCCAAGUUUGCCCGUCACACUUCAGUGUCCGUUGGCAAUAAGAUAUAUGUGUUUGGUGGAUUCGAUGGCUCUGGUGUCUACUUUGACCUCUCAAUCUUUGACACUGAGACCUUCUCCUGGACCAGCCCAGUCGUUCACGGCAAGCCACCCCGCUCGCGUACCAACCACGCUUCAGCAGUCAUUGGCAGCAAACUCUAUGUAUUUGGCGGCAUCAACCGAGAUUCCCGCUGGGAGCUGCAAGACCUGGACGAGUUCUACGUGUUUGAUACACAGACAAUGACCUGGAGUGAGGUCGAGGCCAAGGGCGACCUUCCAUCAUCCCGUUGUGGCCACCGUCUGGUCACAGUCGGUACCAAGCUCUACAUGUUUGGAGGUGGUGCUGGCGACUCUUGGAAGGAGCGAUUCAAUGACAUUCACAUCUUUGACACGAUCACCUCAGAGUGGCGCCACGUCCCAUCCAACCAACUGGUCCAAGUCUGUACAUUCAGCUGUGUUUUCCUCAUUGGUCACUUGGUUGGAGUGUUUGGCGGCCAGCAUCUGAUCAAGGGCAAGGUCACCAAGAAGCUCUACUUCUUUGACACUAUCUCUGAGACCUGGAGCAAGCAAGUCUUCCAUCAUGGAGUUCCAAGCCCACGCGACAUGGCUAGUGCAGAUGUCGUCGGCGACAAAGUCUACAUGUUUGGAGGUUAUGAUGGUCGUGCCAUGGAUGAUCUCACCGUAAUGUCCUUCUCAACCGAACUCAGGACAUUAUUACAACACUUUAAACCUCUUACCAACAUCAACCAACAUUCAAAGUUGGAGAUA
Molecule: messenger RNA, 1587 nt
Organism: Acytostelium subglobosum LB1
Lineage: Eukaryota; Evosea; Eumycetozoa; Acytosteliales; Acytosteliaceae
Exons: 1
Molecular function (GO): protein binding
Source: RefSeq, a predicted model, not a curated record